Messenger RNA from Ostrea edulis (European flat oyster), 4385 nucleotides. RefSeq names its product NEDD4-binding protein 1-like. The transcript is spliced from 6 exons. Bases 191 to 3001 code for a protein of 936 amino acids. Gene Ontology annotation, cellular component: PML body; nucleus. Gene Ontology annotation, biological process: negative regulation of protein ubiquitination; negative regulation of proteasomal ubiquitin-dependent protein catabolic process. The record is from RefSeq and is a predicted model, not a curated record. Lineage: Eukaryota; Metazoa; Mollusca; Bivalvia; Ostreida; Ostreidae.
CAUUUUUUGUGUAUUAAGGUUUUGUAAACGUUUGGAAUGAUGGAGGAAAUCGAAGCAUGUAUUUAACGGCGAUGAGGAUUUCCCCCUGCUUUCAUUAUUUCAAGUUUACGAAUGAUGACAUAAAUUCAUAUUUAGAGACAACCGUUUACUAAAGUACAAUAUAUUUUUAUGAGAAUCGGAUCAAUGUAAUAUGGAAGGAAUGGAUAGUAACACACAAUAUGACGAAUUUAUUGUCGAUUCGUCUAAAAUGCAAUUGGUUCAUGAAAUUCAAAAUAAGGUUGAACGAAUGUUCAGUAUCAAAAUGUAUGCUGACAAAUCUACGGAUGACAAUUGUAAAAAGAGCUGGUUGAAAGUAGAAGGACAAAAAUGUGACAGGAAGAAUGCAAGGGAAUAUAUUUUAGCUGUCUGUCACCCUGAGUCCAAGCAAAAACUUCAUAUAAAGGAUUCCAACAGUGAUUUGUUAGAUGAAGAGACUCUUGAAGAUAUAGAGAUACAGACAGGUGCACACAUAACAGUCCAUGAUAAAAUUGUGGAGAUUGGAGGAUCAGAACUUACUGUUAUUUUAGCAAUGACUUCUUUAGAAAGUAAAGGAAUGGUUGUUGAUGAUACAGAACCAGAUGGAGAAAUGGACGAAAAAUCAGAGAUGCCUCAAAAAUCUGCCGCAAAAAACAAGUGGUCUAGCAAAAUGGACUCCCAGUUAGAGAGGUUGCUGUGCAAUACAACUAAACGUACAGACAGCAUAUCUAUUUCUGACUUUGAGAAAACAUCACCUUCAAUUAAAAUGACAAUUUUGAAAUGCAUGACUGACAUGGAAGAUGUAAGUGACAAUGACUUGUUUCCAAGCAGCAGAGAUGGUACUCCAUCUUAUAAAUUACCCAUUUACGAUGAAAGUGAUGAAGACAAAGUAGGAAGCGAUUCUGUAGAUGGUAAAAGUGUGAAAUACUUGAUUGAUAAAUUUACAACAGCUCAGAUUUCUCCUUCAUCUUCUCCCAAAGCAUCAGUUGAAAGUAAAGUAAGUGGAUUUCCUGAGGAAAAAUAUUUCAGGUCCUUUGGAAAGAGUGUUGGAUAUUCUGAGACAGAAGUAGAAGAAGGAUUACAGUUGUGUGAUGAUAAAACAACACCAGCAGAGUUUCUAGGCAUAUUGAAUAGUGUACAGGAAAAGUUGAAAGAAUCAGAGACUAAAGAUUUAGCUGAAGAGGCAACAAUGGAUGUUUCUCAAAAUAGCUUCCCACCCCCACCUAAUGUGCCUUCCUUAUCUUCUACACCAGUUAAUGGAAGAAGGAGUCUCCCUAAAGAAUACAAGAAAAAGCUGGUAAAGGACUUUAAUGAAGAAACAGAUGAUUUGUCAGUGGAGGAAUUAAAAAGAAGAAAUGUAGAGAGACAAAAAGUGUUGAAGUCAGCCUUUGAACAGGAGUCUGGGAACACUUCAGAGACAAAAUCACCACAGAAAAAGAAAAGAAAGAAAAAGAAAAAGAAGAAAAAUACUGAUCCAGUGAAGUUCAUUGGUGAAGGAUCAAAAGAAAACCCAGCCAUUGUUUGUAGCUCUGAUGAUGAAGAGGAGACUCAGGUUAUGACUGUGUGGAAUGACAAACCGGAUCAGGCAUCAGACAGUGAUGAUUGUAUGAUUGUAGAUGAAACAUUCCCAGUUACUGACCCUCUGACAGAAAAUAACUCAAAUCAACCAAGAUCUCAGGUACAAAGUCAGCCAAAGCAUGGACAUACUGAUAGAUCUUCAAGAUUUGAUCAACCACCCAGUGAUAGAGUUGCCUCAUAUUCUGCUGAUUUUCAGUAUACAGACUCAGACAAAGGUGGGGAUGAGCCUUGGAGAGUGGUACAAAAACCACAUCAGCAAUUUUCUAGAUUUAAUCAACCAUCCAAACUGGGUGGUCUUCCGAAUCCAGGUGAUUUUCAGCACAUAGGAAGAGCAGCAAAUAAUUUGCCUUUAUUUCGCUUUGAUGUACCUCCCCCACCCUUGAGACAAAAUGAUGGUAUGACGGGGCCAAAUGGGCUUUAUACAGCAAAUCCCAACCCACCACCUUCUGUCACAGCACCUAUACUAGGAGCUGGUGCACCCCCUUUUAACCAGCAGAAGAAUCUGCGUUAUGUUGUGAUUGAUGGCAGCAAUGUGGCAAUGUGUCAUGGAUGUGGUAAAAUAUAUUCUUGCCGGGGUAUUAAGAUAGUAAUUAACUACUUCCUCCAGAGAGGCCACACUAAGAUCACAGCUUUUGUCCCAGAGUGGAGGAAAUACAACCCUCGUCCAGAGAACCCCAUUCUAGAGCAACGCCUACUUGUUCAAAUGCAAGAAGAAGGACAUUUGGUCUUCACUCCAUCAAGGAGAAUCAACAAUCGCCUUAUAGCAGCUUAUGACGAUAGAUUUGUUUUGGAGCUGGCAGAACGAGAGGAAGGUAUUAUUGUGUCCAACGACCAGUACAGAGACCUCAUGAGGGAAAAGUAUAGCUGGAGGAAAAUCAUUGAAGAUAGACUUCUGCUGUUUUCAUUUGUUGGAGAUAAUUUUAUGCCUCCAUUUGAUCCUUUGGGAAGAAAUGGCCCAACAUUAGAUCAGUUUUUGUGUAUGCCAGAAAACAGAAAACGGCACACUGUUCCAUAUUAUCAAGAGAGAAACCCACAGAUUAAUGCAUGGAAUGCUGGGAAAAGGCAGUGUGACAAUUUUAACUCCAGACAAUCAGGGCAGGCAUACCAAAGGCCCCCUCUACAAGCAUGGGUCAGACCUCAGCAUGCACCUCCACAGAGACAGUAUGACAAUAAUCAAGCUCAACAGGGAGGGCGAGGAAAAGGAGGAGGAAGAUCUAACAAUCCUCCAAAGCCACAGAAGUCUGAACCUGUACGGAGUAAAGCUAAAUCAAAGGAGAUAGAGGAACAGCUCAAGGCAAUAUUUCCAGAGAACGGAGAUAAGAUCAGUGAAAUUCUCCAAAAUCAUCGUUGCGAGACUGAUUUGGAGAAAUUGUCAAAUUAUUUGAUGAAUGCUGUUUUCUCUUCAUAAGGAGUUAGUCUGUGAGAGUGUGUGGUUGCUGGUACAUAGAAUUAAUAGAUACAUGUAAUAUUUCUAGUCAGCUGUUAAUCUGACAUAUUGUAAAUGACUAUUGCAUUGAUAAAUUUAUAACAUUGAAGUCAAAGGUCAAUGUUUUAAUUUAAAAGGGCAACUUUGUCACAUAUCAUAUGGUAAUAAAACAAAUUUAUAGGAGUUUAAUCCUUGAAAUUACACAUAAAUAGUCUCUCUCACCAAAUUAAUGACAAGGUCAUCCACUCAUAUAAGGUAACUGGAUGGCAUCUUUUAUAUUGUGAUGUAGCACUGGAACUUUGUAAGAAGAGUCAUUUCAUGUUUCAUCUUUGUAAAAAGCAUAUAUCAAGUAGAUAUAACUUAUAGUUGGAGACAUCAGUUCACAAAUUCUCUUGUUCUUUUAGGCUGCAGUUUAUCAACAAUCAAGCAUCCUCAUUCAGUGUACUGGUAGAUUCAUGUUAAGAUUGGGGUUUUGAGUUUGUUAAGAAAUUCACUAAAGAAUUCUUAAGAGAACAAUGUGAUGAAUUAUUAUGUAGUGUAAAUUCAAGUUGUUUCAACCAUUACUGCCAAAGCCAUAAUAUGGGUUAGUUUGUUCAGGAUUCUUACUUAAUUGAUUUUUCGAAAUAUUUUGUGGUAAUUUCCUUUUCAAAAACAAGGGAGCACAUUUUGACAAAUUCACAUGCAAAUUGAUAUUUAGUGUAUAAUUAAGUUUAUAUGUUUGAUUGUACCUGGAGCAGUGGUAAGGCCACGAAAGGGGUUGAAAGUUAUUUAUAGGAAUGUCUCAAGAAUGUACAAGCUAGAUUUUGCUAACAUUUAAGCUUUACUUGAUCAGUUCAAGGUCACUUUCAGUGAAAGGAAUUGCAUUUCCUCUGUUGAGCACAUGAUUUAACUCCUUUAUAUAGAUGAAGAGAGGCCCAGAUAUUCUGUACAUUCAAAACAUAGUAAAUGAAGACUAAUUAUUCCUAUUGCAAUGAUAUCUAAUCUAACUAUCAUAAAUACAGUAUUCAGUCAUACCCUUGUUCAUCUUCCUGAGUCAAGGCUUUCUCAUUCACUCUGCUUCAUAUAAAUGUCAGAAACCCGUGACUCGGGGAAGAAGAGUUUAUGAUAUAAACAUUUCUAGAAUCUAAAUGCAAAUAGUUUGCACAUUAUAUAAUCCCACUACAUUUUUAGUAUAUGAUGCAAUUGUUGAGUUCAUAUGUUGUACAUAUUUUGAAGGCUUUGGUCAUGAUCGACUUUGAAUAGCUUGAGACAUGUUUUGCAUUCCAGCUAUUUUGUAAAAGUCUCGCUGUAUAUACUUUUUAUUAUGGUAUGCUUAACAAAAUGUGCAAUGUUUGGUUUUGAUAUACAAUAAAUAUAUCUAAAUGUU